Molecule: messenger RNA, 5030 nt
Organism: Carassius auratus (goldfish)
Lineage: Eukaryota; Metazoa; Chordata; Actinopteri; Cypriniformes; Cyprinidae
Product: ral guanine nucleotide dissociation stimulator-like
Exons: 21
Coding region: 286-2517 (743 amino acids)
Biological process (GO): Ras protein signal transduction
Cellular component (GO): plasma membrane
Molecular function (GO): guanyl-nucleotide exchange factor activity
Source: RefSeq, a predicted model, not a curated record
UGCGUCCAACGCGCCGCCCGCGCGUCACCAUCGCAGACCUCACCAACACGCUCGGCUCGCCGCCUUCAUCGCGCCGAUAAGCGCUGACAGGCGAAGCAAGAGGGGAGAGAUAUGGAGGGACAGAAACUCUGACUUCAGAGGAACCCACACGCAGGGGCGGAUGGACGUUACAUUACUCUCCUAACAGGCAAAUAUAAAUACCAGCCAGGGACAGGGGAAAAGGCGAGGGAGCGGCCUGAAAUUCAAAUUCAAAUUGUCUCUUGGCAAAGGGAAAUCAGCACCAUCAUGCUCCCUCGAAGUAUGAAGACAUCUGGAGUAGAGCUGCCGGGAGUGGGGCCCAGAGAGGUGCCCCUCAUCGGAUAUCGACCCCUGCAGCCAGAGGUGGACGGCCAUAAGGAUCAGCUGUGGAAGGAGAAUGAAAACAGGGAGGCAGAUCACACACAGGGGGAGCCAUCCCCGAUGAAGACCACAUGGUACUGUCCACUGGACCUGUCCACUGUGUCUGAAAUGGAGGAAGAUGGUAUCAUCUACACUGUGGUGGUAAAACAAGGGCACAGUUCCCCCGCCGGCCCGCAGUCCACAGCAUCCCGCUCUCAGCACGUCAAAGCAGGGACAGAGGAAAAGCUGGUCCUCCAUCUCCUACAUUCCUUCAGCAUGGGUGACUCCUCCUUCAUCUCCAUCUUCCUCUCCACCUAUCGCUCCUUCACCUCCACCCAGAGAGUGCUGGACAUCCUGAUUGACAGGUUGGGAAUUCCUCCGGGUGAGAGCAAUAGUAACACUCGUCAGAUGUUCAACAAGGCAGUGUGUACGGUGUUCAGCACAUGGCUGAGUGACUAUCCCGAGGAUUUCUGCUCUCUGAGCGAUCCCUCCUGCUUGUUACGCUUGGCCCCCCUGCUUCCCGGUGACACCUCGGGUGCAGAAAUCAAAGGUCGACUGCUGAGGAUCGCUGAGGAGCUGAGGGAGAAAACCCUGCUGUCCGGCUCGCUCUCAGAUCCUACCAAAGGUGUGACAUCUCCUCCUGAUCCCUCUGAGUUUGAUGCCACCAGCAUCCUGGGGUUUCCAUCCAGUGUGAUCGCAGAGCAGCUGACCAGGAUCGAGACAGAUCUGUUUCUGAAGCUGGUGCCCUAUCACUGUCUGGGGUCUCUGUGGUCUCAGAGAGAUAAGAAAGGCCGGGAAGGAGCGUGCUGGUCGGUCAGAGCUACUAUCAAGCAGUUCAAUCGCUUAGCAAACGCUGUCACAGCCUCGUGCUUGUGGAACACGGGUCUGAAGAGCCAACAGAGGGCCAGACUGCUGGAGAAAUGGAUCAGCGUGGCAGAGGCCUGCAGAAGCAGGAAGAACUUCUCCUCACUGUACGCCAUUCUGUCAGCGCUGCAGAGCAACCCCAUCCACAGACUGAGAAAGACCUGGCAGGAGACAGACAGAGAAGCUGUAAAGAGAUACGAGGAACUUUCUGACAUCUUCUCUGAGAAAGACAACUUCUCUCAGAGCCGCGAGCUUCUCAAAGAGGUGGGGACUUCCAAAUUUUCAAACCUUGACACUAAAAUCAACAACAGGAGAUUCACAGGGUCGUGCGCUCAGGGCACUGUGCCGUACCUGGGCAUCUUCCUCAGAGAUCUCACCAUGCUGGACACUGCAGUCAAAGACCGAUUAGAGAAUGGCUUCAUCAACUUCGAUAAAAGACGACGGGAGUUUGAAGUCAUCGCUCAAAUUCGCCUCCUUCAGUCCUCGUGUAGAAACAGCAUGUUCAGAACGGAUGAGACGUUUGUUCUGUGGUAUCACAGCGUACCUAGUCUGUGCGAAGAGGAAAGCUACAAGCUGUCCAAUCAGAUUGAAGCACCGGGCGAGCCGAGUCCUGGCCGUGUCCUGAACCCUACAGUGAUCAUCACACAGUGUCCAGAUGCUCUUUCAGCCGUGGCAAAUACGACAAUGGAUGCUGAUGGCAUGUUUGACUUCCCGUCUCCUGUCAAUCACCUGCUCUCCAGGCUUUACAAGCACGUGAAAUCCCCAUCCGUUUCCUGUCUGGAUGUUGAUUCGUCACCGCCGCCCAAUGAUGCCACGCCCUCUGGCCUGACCACACCCACUACAGCUGUAAAAUCACAUCGGCGGUCUGUCUCCUGCGGCAACAACCCCACCAAAAACAAACCAGAGGCGGGGCCUGAUAUGAGAAUCGUCAGGAUACGGAUGGAUUUACAUGACGGCAACUUAUACAGAAGCAUUCUGGUCACCAGUAAUGAUAAAACACCCACUGUAAUCAGUUCUGCAUUAGAGAAGCACAACCAGAAUGCUCAAGAAGCCUCCAAAUACGAGCUGAUCCAACUGCUGCCGGAGGGGAAAGAGUUAUUAAUACCUCCCACAGGAAACGUCUUCUAUGCCAUGUCUUCAGCUAGCGUGGACUUCCUGUUAAGGAGAAGAGGAGGAAAUACACCUUCAGGGUCUCCGACUCUUGGCAACGAAAGCAGCGCAACCUUUCCACGAAUCAAAUCCAAGGGCAGAAGGCUAGUUCGGACACUAUUUUAACAUAAAAACAGGAUAUUCUCAUCCAAAUACUUUCAAAAGAAAAGACACAGUAUAUUUCAUUCAGAGCUCUUUGACGUACCUGUGUAGAAUUGACUCAAAUCAGCCAUUUUCAUAAGUCCCAAUAUUAGUAAUUUGAGUAGAAGCUUGGUUAAAUUGGCUCUAAGAUGUUAGUUACUGCUAAACAUUGCAUUUUUGCAUCUCAUAAAUCCAAGAUGAAUUUCGAGACAGGAUCAUGUACCUCUUGCUGACGCCAGCAUUUCCAGAACUUCCCCCAUCUACCUCUAAAGCUAGCAGUCCAUUGGUUACAGAAUAUUCUGCAUUAUUAAUGACCAUCAAACGGGGAUAGAGCAGCGACAAGAUCCCAGCAUAAGAGAAUAAACACUUACAGAAGGUACUUACACCUGUCUAACAUUUCAAAACACUGAGCUGUCCUGUGUGUGGGUAAAAAGCUAGUGGAAAACACCCACCUACCUGAAGAUGAGUCAUGAAUCCACUGCCGCUCUCCGGUGUCCUCACCAAGUAUGCAAACUGAUAGUUGCUUCUUUCUCUUUAAAUAUUAAUACAGAAUUCAUUAUGGUUAUGGUAAUAUCAAGACUCUGUUCCAAAACCUAGUAUAAAGUGUCAAAUUAUCAAAGGCAGGAAGCUACGUAUCCUCAAAAGAGACCGAUCUGAAUCACUCUAAAUAGGCCGCACAUGGGACUUGGCACAUGACUUUACAGUCAAUUUCAGUACAGCUGGAUGUUUGUUUCCAAGCUUAAAAGCACAAUAAUCUAGUAAUAAUAAUAAUACACUACUUUCCAAAAGUUUGGGGCCACUAAGAUUUUCGGAAAAAAAAAAUAAUAUUUUUAUUUAGCAAGGUUAUUACAGUUAACUAAAACUAAAAUUAAAACCAUAAAAAUUGUUUCUUAAACGUUUCUUAAACGGUUUCUUAACUGAAAUUAUACUGUAUAUAUAUAUAUAUAUAUACAGUAUAUACAAAUCUCUUUUAUUUCAGGUAAUUGCCAAAGCAAGAUUUCUCAUUUGAAAAAACAAAACAUUGUAUAUAUAUGGAUAAAAAAAAUACAAAAUAAAUUACAAAAACACAACAGAUUUACUAAAAUGUAAAUAAAAAAUACAAUUAAAAACUGAAAAUAUGUAAUACAAACGAAUUCAAAAUAUUCAUAAAAACAGUAAUUGUAUCUCAAUGAUACUAAAAUAACAUGGUCAUUUAGCAAUAAUGCUUUAAAUUGAUCAAAAGUGAUAAAAUAUUUAUAUUUCUACUUUGUACUCAUCAGAGAACCCUGACAAAAGUAUCAUGGAUUCCACAAAAAAUAUUCAGCAUUAAUGUUUAUAAUAAUACUGUUUCUUGAGCAACAAAUAGAAUGAUUUCUGAAGGAUCAUGUAGCACAGUAUGUUAAAAUAUAAACAUAUAUAACAUACAUUGUGAAUUGUAAAAUUAUUUCACAAUACUAUUGUUUUUACUGUAUUUUUGAUCAAAUAAAUGCAGCGUACUGUAGAUUAGACUUCUCUCAAAACAUCAAACAAUUAUAAUAACAAUAAUCUAACAGACUCCAAACUUUUGAAUGGUAAUGUAUGUACAGUAGCACAAAAAGAUAAUAUAGGUAAUAUAGUCAAUUUUAUUUGUAUUUACCUAUUUUUUUACUUUAAUAAAUUGCAGUAUUGAAUGUAAUGUGUAAUAGAUUCCACAGUGUGGGUGUGCCUUCUCCACAAUGGAUACAUGCAUAAAAAUAGGCCAAAAGAAAGUGACUGAGGCGGCAGCGUAAUCAUGCAGCCUACAUUUAGAACAGGGCAGCUCACUAGGUUUUGGGACCGAGCCAACAGUGUGUUAAACUGAAGGUCUCCAGUUCUGGCUGUUCUUCCAUACCAAAUCAACUCCUUUAAAAAAGCAACAAAGCUGUGCCUGUGACAUUAUUUUUGUACUGAUAAAAGCAUAACGCUACAAUCAUCCAAAGUAGAAAACAACCCAGUUGUUGGAACCCUGAUGAACCUUGCGCUCUUUCUCAUAUGCUGUUGACGUCUCUGUGGGAACUGAGGCAUGCGAGAGCUUACAGCAAGGACGAGGGGUCCGUUUCAUCUCAGUCUUUGGUUAUGUUCGGAAUAGGAUACUAACAUACUGUACUACACUCACAUGCAAAAGUCUGGAUACUUACUACAAUGUGCAGCAUACAAAAGAGUUAUUAUUUUUCUAAGAUGAUAACUGGACGUCACAUGCAAUGUGGUGAGGUCAUGUGAGAGCAAAUGUAGCAUACCACAAUUACCCUUUAAAUAUAACAGUAGAAAGUACACAUGGAGUGAGUAGUAAGCUAGUAUUCCAUUCCGAUGAUAGUCAUUGUUUUUGGUCACUUGUUUGUUAAGUGCCUUAUUAUCAGGUGCUCGUGUGUGAUUGUUGCUCUGGUGUGUUGCGCAGUGAAAAGCAUGUUACAGCUUCAGUCCUGUAUCGUCAGAUCUGUACUCUGACAACUUUAUGCACUACAUACCUCAUAUUCUUGUAAUAAACUUUAAUUUUGAUACAA